Schistocerca cancellata (South American locust) is the source of this 1781-nucleotide messenger RNA. It is a transcript of the gene eEF1gamma, whose product is annotated as elongation factor 1-gamma. Gene Ontology annotation, biological process: translational elongation. The transcript has 10 exons. NCBI's taxonomy places the organism in Eukaryota, Metazoa, Arthropoda, Insecta, Orthoptera, Acrididae. The coding region runs from base 78 to 1397 and encodes 439 amino acids. Gene Ontology annotation, cellular component: nucleus; cytoplasm. The record is from RefSeq and is a predicted model, not a curated record. Gene Ontology annotation, molecular function: translation elongation factor activity.
AGCUGCUGCCACAAUAUCCUUGACUUGCUCCAAGGUAGUUGAUGACAACAGAGCUUCCUCUUCCGUAAAAACCAGCCAUGGCGUCUGGGACAUUGUAUACUUACCCGGAGAAUUUUCGAGCGUAUAAAGUGUUGAUAGCCGCACAAUAUGCUGGCAGCAAUGUGAAAGUUGCUCCUGGCUUUGUUUUUGGAGAAACUAACAAGACUGAAUCAUUUUUAAAGAAGUUUCCACUAGGAAAGGUUCCAGCUUUUGAAUCCUCUGAUGGCCACUACUUGACUGAAAGCAAUGCUAUUGCUUACUAUGUGGCGAAUGCGCAGCUUAGGGGUCAGUCUGACCUGGAACGUGCUCAGGUGUUGCAGUGGCUGGGUUUUGCAGACAGUGAAAUCCUCCCUGCCUCCUGUACAUGGGUGUUUCCAUGCAUUGGUAUCAUGCAGUACAACAAGCAGGCAACAGAACGUUCAAAGGAGGAUGUGAAGGAAGCACUUAGAACUCUGAACAAUCACCUCCUGACACGUACCUUCCUAGUUGGGGAGCGCAUAUCCCUCGCAGACAUUUGUGUUGCCUGUACGCUGCUGCACCUGUAUCAGUAUGUUCUGGACCCUGCCUUUAGGAAGCCGUAUCAAAAUGUAAACAGAUGGUUCAAUACCAUUAUCAACCAACCACAAGUUAAAGCUGUUAUUGGUGAAUUCAAACUGUGCGAGAAGAUGGCAGAAUUUGAUCCAAAGAAAUUUGCUGAAUUCCAAGCUGCCACCAAACAGCAGCAGCCGGGCAGUGCAAAAAAAGAGAAAAAGCAGAAAGGCCAGGGGGAGGGUCAGCAGCAGCAACCGAAGGAAAAGGAAAGCAAGAAGAAAGAGGAACCUGACCCUGCAGAGGAGAUGGAUGCGGCGGACUUAGCUGUUGCUUCAGAGCCGAAGGCCAAGGACCCCCUGGAAGCUCUUCCCAAAGGGACAUUCAACAUGGAUGAUUUCAAGCGUUUCUAUUCCAACGAAGAUGAGAGUAAAUCCAUUCCUUAUUUUUGGGAGAAGUUUGAUCCAGAGCAUUACUCAAUCUGGCUUGGUGAAUAUAAAUAUAAUGAUGAGUUGCAGAAGGUUUUCAUGAGCUGCAACCUUAUAUCAGGCAUGUAUCAGCGUCUGGAUAAAAUGCGCAAGAAUGCAUUUGCCUCAAUGUGCCUGUUUGGUGCUGAUAAUGACAGCUCUAUUUCAGGAAUCUGGGUGUGGAGAGGACAGGACUUGGCAUUCGAUCUGAGUCCAGACUGGCAGGUUGACUAUGAGUCCUACCAGUGGACCAAACUGGAUCCCAGCAAGGAGGAAACGAAGGCACUGGUGAAGCAGUACCUCUCGUGGACGGGCACAGACAAGCAGGGCCGCAAAUUCAACCAGGGGAAAAUCUUCAAAUAAAUGCAAGAUUUAUUGUACUUACUCAAAGUGAGAUGAGGGUUUUGCUUACUGCCAGAAUUUCUUUGUACUGUGAGCAGUAGCAAAGACAUGACUUUUGUAAUAAAAUGUUGGAAGUGUUCAUAAGCAAUUUAUCUGGUUAUCUUUAUUUAUUGUUGAGGGAAAUUUGAGAUUGGUGACAUUGUGUGCCUCCAUUUUGAAAAAUAGCCAACAUUUUAUAAGGUCAUUUGCAGCAUUUAACACCACUGGCGUGUGUGAUAGUAACAAGCUGGUUUUAUUAAACAGUUUUGUGUGUACUACGUGUAUUGUUUGAGGGAGUGCAUUUUUUAUUUAAAUUUUUAUUGCUUGCCUGUUUCCCUGAAUGUUAAUAAAGAUUGUGAAUUGAAA